Molecule: messenger RNA, 1684 nt
Organism: Pelobates fuscus (common spadefoot toad)
Lineage: Eukaryota; Metazoa; Chordata; Amphibia; Anura; Pelobatidae
Gene: ARHGAP15
Product: Rho GTPase activating protein 15
Exons: 15
Coding region: 125-1642 (505 amino acids)
Biological process (GO): signal transduction; regulation of GTPase activity
Cellular component (GO): cytoplasm
Molecular function (GO): protein binding; phospholipid binding
Source: RefSeq, a predicted model, not a curated record
UUUUUAAGGUGAAAGCCCGUCACUGCUCAGUCGAAGACAGUUUGAACGGAAGAACAAUUAAAGUUACCAUUGUUAAGGCUUAAUUCUGGAACCUCCAAGACCACUCGGAGCCCCAGUCCAACUUAUGGACUUGUGGGAAGUUUAUGAUGAUUGUGAAUCUGGAAGGAGGUUCUAUGUCCACUCCAUCAGCAAAGAGAGAACAUGGAAACCACCACGGUCCGUUCCUCCAAAGAAGGAUGAUAAGCUUAUUUCACAGUUGGAAACAUCUUUUGAAAAGCUGAUUUCAACACCAAAAAGCACAGGGGCUGUACAAAUGAGGAUCAAAAGUGCUAACUUGCAAAGUGAUAGACUUAGCCAAAGUAAAUCGAUGGUCCUAGAAAGCUCUGGAGAAGUCCCAAAACCAAUAUCACGCCACAGAAGGAAUCAUUCCCAACAUUGUAUUCCUGACAAAAUAAUUGUAAAUGACAAGCUGAUAUCUAAAAAUAAAGAAGGAUUACUAAAUAAAACCAAGAUAACAGAAAAAGGCAAGAAAUUAAGAAAAAACUGGACCACAUCUUACGUUGUUCUUUCCGACCAUCAGUUAGAGUUCUACAAAGAACACAAAGAAUCUGUAUCAAAUUCGAAAUCGGGCAUUAAAUCUGAAUGGAUAGAUUUAUCUGGAGCUAAGAUUGAAUGGGCUAAAGAGAAAUCCAGCCGAAAAAAUGUGUUUCAGAUCACAACUCUAUCAGGAAAUGAGUUCCUUCUCCAGUCAGAUGAAGACUUUGCUGUUCUGGACUGGUUUCGCACAAUCAAAAACACGAUUGACAGCUUGGGAUCAGAACAACGAUUUUCAGCACUGGGCAUUAAUAUUCCAAAAUGUUCAAGCACAGAAUUAUUACACGUUGGACCUGAAGUGAAAGACCAGAAGAGUGAACAAAGGAAGUCAAUGCUAUUUAAAUUAAACUACAGUGCGUCAGACACCUGUGACAGAAAUCGAGUGAGGACAAGAUUAAAGAAGUUUAUUUCUCGUAGACCAUCCCUGAAAACUCUACAAGAAAAAGGACUUAUUAAAGAUCAAGUAUUUGGUUGUCAUUUGGAGACCCUCUGCAAACGUGAAAAUACAACUGUACCACAUUUUGUUAAAUUGUGUAUUGAAGCUGUUGAAAAAAGGGGCUUGGAUACUGACGGUGUAUACAGAGUUAGUGGAAACCUAUCUACGAUACAGAAGUUGCGAUUUGUUGUAAACCAGGAAGAGAAGCUGAAUUUGGACGACAGCCAGUGGGAGGACAUCCACGUUGUCACCGGCGCACUCAAGAUGUUUUUCCGAGAGCUGCCUGAUCGUCUGUUCCCAUACUGUUUCUUUGAACAGUUUGUAGAAGCAAUAAAAGUUCAAGACAAUGAUGAGCGUGUGAAAGCUAUGAGGAUCCUUGUAAAAAUGUUGCCACCCUCCAACCAUGACACAAUCAAAGCCCUGUUUGAACAUCUCAGGAAGAUCAUAAUUAAUGCACCCGUGAACCUAAUGUCAACACAAAGUCUGGGGAUUGUAUUCGGACCCACGCUCCUGGGACCAAAAACCGACAGUGGGAAUAUGGCUGUUUGUAUGGUUUACCAAAAUCAGAUAGUUGAACUCAUGCUGAUGGAGUUUGAAAGAAUUUUUGUGUGAAUUUAGAACCUAUUAAAAUACGAUGUUUGAUUGAUUAAAAGU